This is a messenger RNA of Closterium sp. Naga37s-1, 393 nucleotides long. Lineage: Eukaryota; Viridiplantae; Streptophyta; Zygnematophyceae; Desmidiales; Closteriaceae. The record is from the annotation of a GenBank genome assembly.
AUGGCCAGGACCUGGAGAGCGUGCGUGCAGCUGGAGAGCGUGCAGCUGGAGAGCGUGCAGCUGGAGAGCGUGCAGCUGGAGAGCGUGCAGCUGGAGAGCGUGCAGCUGGAGAGCGUGCAGCUGGAGAGCGUGCAGCUGGAGAGCGUGCAGCUGGAGGGCGUGCAGCUGGAGAGCGUGCAGCUGGAGAGUGUGCAGCUGGAGAGUGUGCAGCUGGAGAGGGUGCAGCUGGAGAGCGUGCAGCUGGAGAGCGUGCAGCUGGAGAGCGUGCAGCUGGAGAGCGUGCAGCUGGAGAGCGUGCAGCUGGAGAGCGUGCAGCUGGAGAGCGUGCUAUAUCAAACGACUAUUAAAGAGGGUAUAUCGAAGCAGGUAAUGUUGAAGAGGGAGCUUUUUUAG